AUGAAGCCAAUGAUGAAAGAAGACUCGGAGGUUCUUGUCUCCUUUGAAGAUGUAAUAGUGUUUUUCUCUGAGGAGGAGUGGGCUCUGCUGGAUUUUGACCAAAAAUCCCUAUAUAGAGAGGUCAUGCUGGAAAAUGCUAAGAAUGUGAAGUCCGUGGGUGACAGGCAGGAACCAGAGGAUCAUAAAAGACCAAGUGUGAAUUCUUUUAAAAGAACUGAAACUGAAAAAGAGAUAUUCCAAAAACAAUGCUUACAGAGUGAAAAGAGAUUCGAUACAGACAGUGAUCUCAUUUCUCAUAAAAGGAUCAAUACAAAGGAGAAAAGGUUUAAAUGUGUGGAGUGUGGAAAAAGCUUUCCAAUGAAGUGGCGUCUUACUUCCCAUGAAAAAAUACAUACAGGGGAGAAACCAUAUCAAUGCAUGGAAUGUGGAAAGUGCUUUGCAAUUAGGAGUUACCUUGCUUCCCAUAAAAGGAUCCAUACAGAAGAGAAACCAUAUAAAUGCAUGGAGUGUGAAAAGUGCUUUACAAUGAGACGUGGUCUUACUUCCCAUGCAAGGGUCCACAGAAAGAAGCCAUACCAAUGCAUGGAGUGUGGAAAAAGCUACAUUUGUGGUAGGAGCCUUACGUCUCAUCUAACAAUUCAUACAGGGGAGAAAGCAUAUAAGUGCAAGGAAUGUGGAAAGUAUUUCAACCAUAGUAAUUCCCUUCGUUCCCAUGAAAGAAUCCAUACAGGAACGAAACCAUAUCAAUGUAUGGUUUGUGGAAAGAGAUUCAAUAGAGGCAGUGAUCUCAUUUCUCAUAAAAGGAUCCACACAGGGGAGAAGCCAUACACAUGCACAGAUUGUGGAAAGAGCUUCACCGCCAGUGGUUCCUUUACUAUCCAUAAAAGGAUCCAUACGGGAGAGAAACCAUAUAAAUGCAUGGAGUGUGGGAAGAGUUUCAACUACAAUACUUCUCUUACUUCCCAUAAAAGGAUCCAUACAGGGAUGAAACCGUAUCAAUGCAUGGAUUGUGGCAAGAGAUUCAGACAGAGCAGUUAUUUUAGUGUGCACAAGAAAAUCCACUCAAGGGAGAAACCAUAUAAAUGCACAGACUGUAAAAAGAGCUUUAACAGAAGCAGUUCCCUGAUAUCACAUAGGAGAAUCCAUUCUGGUGAGAAACCAUAUCAUUGUGUGGACUGUGGAAAAAGUUUCACUGUAAGCAGUUCCCUUAAAUCACAUAGGAGGAUCCACACUGGCGAGAAACCAUAUCAGUGCCAGGAGUGUGGAAAGAGUUUCAGACACAGCAAUUCCCUCUCUUCUCAUAAAAGGAACCACACAAGGGAGAAUCAACCUACCAGCAUAUAACACUAAAGGAGCUUUAUUCAGAAGUGAACUCAUAAAAAGAGCCACUUGAAGGAGGGCCCAUAUACAGACUUGUAGUGUGGAAAGAACUUCAGUGGUUACAUUUUUUAUCACAGUGUCAAAAUGGAAAUGUGGUGGAUUAUGAUUACUAAAAAAUUAAGAGUGAAGGAAGGGGAAGAGAAAUAAUAAAAUAGAUGGGCCAAAUGAAGGAGAUUAAAGCUCUAUAGAGGGUAUGUAAGUCUAGUGCUAUUGCUACAUUUAUUGAGAAAAUGUGUUAAAUUUAUGGUCCAAUUUCCUUUUGAAUAUAAUAACCCACAAUUGGAUAUGUAAGAGAAACUCUUUUGAUCAACCAUAUUCAGAGGCCACUGGAAGAAAAUGCAAUGCGAAGGCUGCUCGUUUUCUUAAUUAGCUAUUAAAUAGGCAAAGUUCA
Molecule: messenger RNA, 1771 nt
Organism: Thamnophis elegans (Western terrestrial garter snake)
Lineage: Eukaryota; Metazoa; Chordata; Lepidosauria; Squamata; Natricidae
Product: zinc finger protein 501-like
Exons: 3
Coding region: 1-1344 (447 amino acids)
Biological process (GO): regulation of DNA-templated transcription
Source: RefSeq, a predicted model, not a curated record